Molecule: messenger RNA, 663 nt
Organism: Funneliformis mosseae
Lineage: Eukaryota; Fungi; Glomeromycota; Glomeromycetes; Glomerales; Glomeraceae
Source: the annotation of a GenBank genome assembly
AUGGGAGGAAAAUUUUCUUCAAAUUGGACAAAAUCACGCAAGCAACGUUCUGCUCUUUUCGCAAAAUUUCUAAACAUACUACUUUACACAAAGUACAUUGACUUGGUACCCCAUUCAAUACUUUUAGAAGAUAUCCUAUUUCCAACUAAAAUGGACAAUUGGUCGGAACAAGAAUACAACAUUUGGUCAUUAUUAUUGAAUUUAUUAGAAGAACGAACUAGUAAAGGUUACAUAAACAAGGUGAAGCUAUACGAAAAAACUUAUCUUGAAAUGAAAUUUGUCAACGAACUUUAUGAUGAAAGUUUUAAAGAUCUAAUUGAUUGUUUAAACAAUGAUUAUUAUUAUUGGAAAAAUUCUCUAAAGAUUUUAGCAAAAAAUGUUCAAGAUGAUCUAAAAAGAUCAUUGCCCUCUUCUUCUAAUAGUGAUGAUAGUGAUGUUCAUUCAACCAUUUCAUCAUCGGUAGAUAUUCCUUUAUUACCGCCCAAGAAACAGUUUGGUGACCUUGUUCCUUUUGAAAAAGUUGAAGAAUUACUAAAAAAAGUUCAAUUACAAUUUGGGAUAAUAUAUAAAACGAAAGGUUAUAAGGCAUCUAAUAAGAACGUUUGGAUUUGGGAAAAAUCAAAUAGAGACACUUCCAUUUCUCCUUUAUUAAAAGUUGGAUAG